This is a messenger RNA of Anolis sagrei ordinatus, 1537 nucleotides long. The record is from RefSeq and is a predicted model, not a curated record. NCBI's taxonomy places the organism in Eukaryota, Metazoa, Chordata, Lepidosauria, Squamata, Anolidae.
GCGCUUGGGAGCAGGCGAGGCGAGACAAGGGGGCCUGGUCUGCGCAUGCGCACUCGGGGAAGGAGGGGAGGAGGAGGCCUCUGCUUGCCUGCCUGCUUGCUGCCACUGGAGACUGAGAGAGAUGGCUGACAACAAGCGCCUGGCCUUCGCCAUCGUCCGAUUCCUGCAGGAUCAGCUCCAGGACGGAGGCCUCUCCCCGGAUGCCCAGGAGAGCCUUGAAGUGGCCAUCCAGUGCCUUGAGACAGCCUUUGGGGUCUCCAUGGAGGACCGGCGCCUGGCCCUCUCCCAGACACUGCCAGAGAUCUUUGAAGCAGCCGCCGCAAAGGAGCCUCAGCAAGACACUCCGAACCUGGAACCGGUCACUCCCUCGGAAGAAGACGCGGCCGAAGCUGAGAGGCUAAAAGCUGAAGGGAACGAGCAGAUGAAAGCGGAGAACUUUGAAAGUGCUGUCUCCUUCUACGCCAAGGCCAUUGAGCUCAACCCCUCCAAUGCUGUCUACUACUGCAACAGGGCCGCCGCUUACAGCAAGCUGGGGAACUAUGCCGGGGCCGUGCGGGAUUGCGAGAGAGCCAUCCACAUCGACCCCAAGUACAGCAAAGCCUACGGGCGGAUGGGCCUGGCGCUUUCCAGCCUGAACAAGUUCUCGGAGGCGGUGGUCUACUACCAGAAGGCCCUGGAGCUCGACCCCGAGAACGAGACCUACAAGUCCAACCUCAAAGUGACCGAACAGAAAAUGAAGGAGGCCCCCAGCCCGACAGGGAGCUCCGGGGGCUUCGACUUGGCCGGCCUCCUCAACAACCCCAGCUUCAUCAACAUGGCAGCAAACCUGGUGAACAACCCACAGUUGCAGCAAUUGAUGUCGGGGGUGAUUUCGGGAGGCCAAGCCGCCAGGGCUUCCGCCUCCUCCUCCUCUUCGGCCCCCGGAGCCGCCGCUGGCCCCAACGACCUUGCCAGCCUCAUCCAAGCAGGCCAACAGUUUGCGCAGCAGAUGCAGCAGCAGAACCCGGAGCUCAUCGAGCAGCUGCGGAGCCAAAUCCGGAGCCGGACCCCCAGCGCUAGCAACGAGGAGCAGCAGGAAUGAGGGGAGGAAAUGGAAGGAAGGAAGGACGGAAGGACGGAUGGAAGGAAGGAAGGAAGGAAGGAGAGAAAGAGGGAAGCCAGAGGGCUGCUGCUGCUCUUCCUUCUUUGGAUCUUUAAGGCGCUGUCAAUAGAAAAACAGAACCAAUUGUCGUGUUCCUUGCAGGGUGUGUUGAUCAUGUUUUUAUGUUGUUGUUUUUUUUUAUUAAUGGGGUGGAGGAGGAAGCACGGCGCGUAGGGCGUCUUUAUUCCAGUAUUUUGGGGGCAUGAUUUCACAAAUAUUUCACAUGGCGGCUGUCCCCACAAAGCCUUCUGGCAGCCUUUCCAAAACAUUGGCCUCCUUCCUUCCUUCCGUCUUUCCAUCUUUCCUUCCUUCCUUCCUCUCUCCCUCCCUCCCUCCUUUCCUCCCCCUCCCAACCUAUUUUUUUAAAACGUAGGAAAUAAAAUCCUUUUGACACUC